UACCACAGUUUAAAACCAAGAGGGCAUGACCCAUGGCUGACUGGUACAGUCACUUAAACAUUACAGUUUGAAUCUGUGAAAUUAAAAUAACAAAACACCACAAAAUGCAUUUUUGAUCUCAAUGCCGAUACCAGAAACAAGGAAAAAUAAUAGUUCAUUCAUGUCUUAGUGCUUUUGUACGAAAUGAAGUCCCAAGUCUAAAUGGGGCCCAAAUAUCUUCACAAUCAUAUUUGAAAGCAAUAUUGUAUUAGUGGUAUUCUUCAGCAGCUAUAAGUGCAUUCUUCAACUUCUUUUAUAAGUAAAAAAAAAGAAAGACAAAUAACAUUUAUAUACAUGUUAGUGUUUGAACUAAAGUUAAUAUGAACUAUGGAUUGAAAUAUACGCAUUAAUACAAAAGUAAAAAUAAAAGCUUCAUUAAUAAGUGCAGCUGCGGGUCAUUUUUCAUUUUGUCACUUCUCACAUCAAAAUUCCAGGAUUUGUUUAUCUCACAUUAGUUGCCUCUGGAGUACAUUCACAACGGAGCAUUAGUGUUUCUUACUGGCCGUAAAGCAAAACAGAAGUUUCAGAUCAUCACAGGAAAACUACAGGAAGCAACAUCUCCACGGGUCAACCGGUGUAGCCAGAGCGCUGAGUCAUUGUUCAUGCCUCCAUUUUCAUUCACGCCACAUAAGGAUCGGCCUGCUCUCCAAAAAAAAAUAAAACAAAACAAAACAACAGAUGCUGCAGCAAAAUGAAAUAUGGUGUACGCUUCAGACAGGCACAGAUGUAGAAAAAAAUAAUUUGGCUGGUGAUGUAGCUUUGAAUCGAAACUCCUUCCUCUGCUGUAGUGCAAUAAUGUAAUACAGAAAAGACAUACAGUGCUUCCUUUAUAUUUGCAUUACCCUGUAACAUUUGCAUUAACAGUCAUAUCAGCAGAUAUGAGGGAUGAAUGGCAGCAACAGGGGGUUUUGUUCCUUCCAUUGUGUCUGAUGAAUAGCCUGAAAUACAGUUUCCAACAUUUUUGGAAGAGCUUUUCCUGACAAUAACAAAACUUGGAGUACACAUGUUAUGUAACCACACAUAGAAAUAUAACACUAAUAAGACUAUGUAACAAAAAGCUAUGUUUUAAGAGCUUAAAAAAGUAAAAAGCUAUAUUUGUUCUGACUUCAGUAAGGCCUCAUUUACACUUCAUCAGUUCCCCAAAAGUUCACUCCUUCAGGUUCAGUUUUUGUUGUCUUAUUUUAGCUUCAUGUCUGGACAACACAGUUAUAAUAAACAUGAAGUCACUGUGGCUGCAUGUCAGUGCUCAAGAUCUCUCUGGCACCACCACCACCACCACCGGCGACACUUUUCCUCUUCCCCCAUUGCAGAUGUCUGUAGAUGGAGUCAAACACUGACACCGUGUAGCGUGCAAACAGGCUGGUCCACCUCACUGCAUCCACCAUCCAGCCCACGGUGCGCCCCACGAAGGCCACAAACACUGUGGUGUAGUGGGCCAGCAGCAGCAGACUCCUCCCCAGCUGCCUGCCAUGGUUGAUGAUCCGGUUGACUCUCUGGUCAUGUCCUGCCAUCAUUGCUGUGUCUUCUGUAUGCUUCCAAGUGUAGAGAUUUACUUAGUGUUCACUUGAGGGCUCAUUUUUCGUUUUUAAAGAUGUAUAUGAUCACGUAGACGCUCCCUAGGUAGGAGUAGGCGCCUAGGAAUUUGCACACAGUCCCUUAUGUGCGGCUGUCCAAUCAGAGCAAGGGAAGUUUUGUUUCCGGGAAUGUUUGGUGAUGUGGCUAAGCUCUGACAUCCAUCCGAGGAAAUAUAUCAAAUAAAAAGCAGAUAGAUUUACCUGGGGAGCACUCGCACAGUGCCAGCUUUAUGUUGAGCCGUCUGGCCACAGUCCUCCAGGAGCUCUCUGGAGAGGAGGCCCCAGAUGGAGACCCACAGGGCAUGCUGGUGCCUCAGCUUGCCGCCGGAGAGGGCCAGGCUCCAGUGGAGUCUGGGGCACCUGAGGAGGUCGUGGAGAGGCUGGCCCACAUGGAGCAACUGGUGGUCCAGCUGAAGGAGCUCAUCCGAGAGAAAGACACCCAGCUCGUCCAAAAGGACACUGAGCUGUCGAAGAAAGAUGCACAGCACAAGAGUGAGAAAGACGAAGCCGAGGCUCGCUUCACCAAACUCAAACUGCAAGCCAAAGCCAAGAUGGCUUCACUAAACAAACAGAUCACUGAGCUGAAAGGACAAGAAGGAGCGACACAGAGUCCAGACAGCUCUUUCACAGGAGCCGGUGCCGCAGCCGAGGAGGAGCUCCAGGAACUGAAGAACAAGCUGAGCGAGGAGGAGGCCAACAGCAGGGAGCUGCGGGAGCGACUCAAUGCCACAGAACGGCUGCUUCAAGAAAAGGAAGCUGCACAUGCUGAAGAGUUGCAGAAACUGCAGGCUGUGGUGUGUGAGAAGGACGUGCGCUUCCAGGAACAGAUCCAGAAACAUGAGGAGGAGCUGCUGAGGGUCACAACACAGUCUCAGAGUGACGGCGAGCUUCAGCAGGCCCUGCACACAGCGCAGAGACGUUGUGAAGAGCUGGAGGAGGCCUUGAACUCUCGAUCACAAGUCCUGGAAAUGCUGCAGCAGGAAGUGAGCAGCGCGGAUCAGCAAAAACAGAUCUUGACUGCACAGUUCCGGCAGAUGGAGCAGGAGCUGACCGAGGCCGUUAAGCGGAGGGAGGAGGACAGGCAGCAGUGGGCCGAACAGGCCAGCAGGGCAGACGCAGAAGUAGCGGCCCUCCGAACCAGCCUGGCGGACUUGGAAACGGAGAGAACAAAGGCGGCGAGGCAAGAGGGCGAGCUCGCCUCCCUGAGAGAGGCAGAGCAUGUUAGUCGGGAGGCUCUGGAGAAGGAGAGGAUGGAAGUUGCCAGAUUGGAGAGGGAACUGUCUCUGAUGAAAGAGGCUGAGCUCGCAGCCGUUCAAGCGAGCCGUGAUGCUUCAGAGUGCGACAGAGCGGAAAUAGUCCGUCUUGAAAGUGAACUUGCAUCUAUGAGGGAGGCAGCCGUCCAUGCCCACCAGGACGCCUCCGAGAGGGAGAAAUCAGAAGUUGAUAAAUUGGAGCGAGAGCUGGCGUCACUGAAGGAGGAACACGAAGAUGCCCAGAGGAAGAGUGACAUCCUGGGUGAAAUUUGGAGACAUCUACGUUCUCUGGCUCUGGAGGAUGUGCAAGCAGCAGAGGAAGCCCCCGUCCCUGCUGACCUCUCCCUGCUCCUGGACACUGUGCAGUCUAUUGAGUCACAACUGACAAGCCUGAAACAUGAACGCAGUGAGAGUGAGGGACGCUGUGCAGAGCUCACCCACUCCAUGGAAAGCCUUCAGGAACAACUGGACAUAAAAACUACAGAACAGGAGGAAACCACCGCCAAGAUUCAACAACUGGAGCAUCAGAUUGUAACGAUGUCUGAAAAGGAUGAUGUGACAGAAGCAGCAGCACAGGAUUCAUCUGAAGCUAAUAAAGCGCACAUAAAGGAACUGGAGCAGCAGCUUUUAGAAAAAGACAAUGAGCUGGUUGCCCUGCGAGAGUCCCUCAGACUGGCUAAAGAGCAAAGCUCCAGUGAAGUUGCAUCAUCAAGCUACGAUCAGACUCCAGAUCAGGGUCAGGAUGACAGCUCUGCAGCCCUGCAUGACCUCAUGGAAGAUACACAAGAAGAGGAGACCACCUUAGUUGCUGAGGACACCUCAGUCCUCUCCAUUCCUGCUGAUAAUGAGAGCAGCCCAGAGCUUAUUGGACACCAGUCUGAGUCCCCAGAGGAAUCCAAAGGGACCUCCUCAGACGAGAUGGUCGCCAGUAGUGAUUCAGAGGUGGCUCACAGCAGCUGGACGCUCCUGGAAGCUGUCAAUCAAGAUGGAGGCCAGGAGUGGCCGUCCAUGCUGCAGGACUUUGGCCAGCUGCAGCUGCAGUCAUGGGAGGCGACGAGCAUGGAGCAAGAAAAAUCCACAGUUCAAGCUGAGUCCUCCUCUGUCAUCAUCCGAGAAACGGUACAAGUUCAUGUAACUCAGCAGAGCUCUUCCACCACAGAUGCUAGCAUGACCUCCGGCCAAGUCUUUGCUCAGGCCUUAGCCGAGGAACUUCAGAAAAGGUACAGUGAGCUUUUGGCUGAGCUUCAGAGGCUCAGAGACGCAGCUGCAGAGUCACAGGAGAAAAUCAAGAGCCUGGAAGAAGAAACUCAGUCCCUUACUGCUGCAAAAGAAAAGGCUGAGUCCCAGGCAGAUAGCUUUACAGAGGAACUUAAGUCAGCCAGAGAGGAGUUGGACAAGCUCUCUGAGCAAAGCAGCACUGGUGUGGAGAAACAAAGUGUUGAAAUGCAACUCCUAGAGGAACAGAUUGAAAUUUUAAGCUCUGAAAGUAAAACAAAGGAAGACAAUAUCCAAGCGCUGCAGGCAGAUCUGGAAACAGCUCGCCAAGCUUUCUCUGAGCAGGAGGGGCAGGUCAGGAUGCUGAGCGCUCAGCUGGAGGACAGAGAGCUCCUCUCAUCUGAGCUUGAAAGGAGGCUUCAAGAGAUGGAAAGCAGCAUGUUGGAAUACUCUCAGACAUCAGAGCUCAACAACGACACUCUGUCCAAGAAGGACACGGAGAUCAGUGAGCUACAGCUCCGCCUCAGCCAAAAGGAGCAAGAGGUGAUGGAGCUCAGUGACAGUAUGUCUGCCAAACUCCUCCAAGCAGAGGAAGAGAAGUUCCAGAUAGACAGUGAAGUCAGUAAACUGAAGGGGCAGAUUGUGGAGCUGGAGAGAGUCCGAGACGAGAAAGAGACGGUGAGUUCUGAGGACUCCACUGCUCAUGUAGAUGAUGACCUCACGAGUGUGCGAAAGGAGAAAAAAGUGCUGGAAACCCAACUGGCAGCCGCAAAGAAGAAGUUGCAGGCUGCACUUGUGCAACGCAAAGAGCUCAUGAAGAAGGUUGCUGAAUUUGAGGUAGAAGCAAAGAAAUGGAAAGAGCGAGACGAAACAGCAAAGGAAGAAACUCCUGCUGACAUUCCAGCGGUAGAACAAUCCAGAGGACAUGAAAUUCAGGAAAUGGAGGCUAAACUCAGUGAACUCCAACAAGCUUUAAGAUCCAAAGAGGAGGCAAUUGGGACUCUUGAGCUGAAAAUUAGCCAGCAGGAUCAAGUUCUCACCGAAACAUUCGUUCUGAAUAGAAAGCUAAGUGAAGAAGCCGAAAACUCUCAGCAGGCACCUGACAGUUCUAAUGAAACGACUGCGUUACAGUCCCAAGUGGCCUCUCUCGAAGCAGAGUGCGAAACCCUUCAAAAGAAAGUUCAAGAGGCCCAGGAGUCUCGCAAGGAAACCAUCCGCAAAGCGAAAGAGAAAGACAGGCACCACCGUGAGCAGCUGAAGCAGCAGAAAGAAGAAUACAGCGAGCUCUUGGAGCGUUUUGAGGUGCAGAGCGGCGAGCGAGAAGUCCUCCUGACUAAACUGAGAGAAUUGGAAGAAAAGGCGAUGGCUGAAAAGAAACCUCACCAAGAGACAAAGCAACUGGUUGACAGUCUGGCAAAGCAAGCAACGAGUGAGUGGGUCCAGGAGGACUGGGUGGAUUUUGCCACAUCUGAGACGGAUUCGUCGCGACCACAAUCCAGCGAUCCAGUUCAGCAUCCUGCAGAGAUGGCCGACGUCCUUUCUGCACAGGUGGAGGAAUCUGUGAAAGCUCUCAGAGUAGAGAUCCAGACUCUGCAGGUUGCUAACACAGAGCUAGAGAAGCAGCUGCAGGAAACUCACAGCAGUUUGUCCCUGAAGGAGGCUGAAAUACUGGAACUGGGCAAAGAGCUACAGACACUAAGAGAAAAGGAAAGACAGAUUGAUGCGUUCUCAGAGGAGAUUAAUGAUCUCAGAGAAAAGUAUCACCAAGCUGAGUCUUACGCUGAAACCCUGAAAGCAGAGAUGGCAGCUGCAGCCGAAGCAGCAUCUGCGGACUCUACGUCCUCCAUUACAACUCUUCAGACCGAAAUGGACGACCUCAAGCAGUUCCUUGACAGUAAGAAUCACGAAAUCAUGGAGCUAAGCCAGCAGCUGAGCGAGCAGAACUCUCUCAUACACUCAAUGCAGGACACAGUGUCUCAGAAGGAUCAGCUCAUAUCAUCUUUACAGGAGGAACUGAAGGCUGAGCAAGAAAAAUCCCAAAGGUUAGAGGUCGAGGUUCCACUGAAGCAGGAGGAAGAAAAAGACAGCGAGGCAAAGAUCCAGCAGCUUCAACGGAAGCUUCAGGCUGCGCUGAUCUCUCGCAAAGAGGCCUUGAAGGAGAACAAAAGCCAGAAGGAGCAAAUCGCUUCAACUGAGAAGCUCAUGGCCGAACUGCAGCAGAAAAUGGAGUCAGCAGAGGAUGAGCUGGAGAAGCUGAGAGCGGAAAGAGUUAGACUGAUUGAUGAGGUUGACCGGACAUUACUGGAAAACCAGAGCUUGGGAUCAUCCUGUGAGAGCCUCAAACUGGCCAUGGAGGGCAUACUGAGCGAGAAAGAUGCCUGUAAGAGAGAAGUGGAGCUGGCGAAAGAAGAGGCCGCCAGAAGCUGCAGAGAGUGGGAGGAAAAGGUCCAAGGCAUGAAGGACGAGUACGAGACUCUGCUCAAGUCGUACGAGAACGUGAGCGACGAGGCAGAGCGAGUGAGACGAGUCCUGGAAGCCGCCAGGCAGGAGAGGCAAGAGCUCGCAGCCAGGGUGAGGACGCAUGAGGCUGGGAGGCAGGAAGCUGAAAGACAGGCGGAAGAGGCACAGAAGGAGGUGGAUUCAGUCAAAGACAAGAUGAGGAAGUUUGCUAAAAUGAAGCAGCAGAAAAUACUGGAGUUAGAGGAGGAGAAUGAGAGACUCAGAGAGAUGCAGGACAAGACUGUAGUAAAACGAGAGGACAGGGCUCGUAAAGCUGAGGUGGAGAGACUUCAAGAGGAGCUGGGGGCUCUGAAAGCUGAGUUGGAUGCUACAGUGGCAGAAAGAGACUCUUUAGGGCAGCAGAUUGAAGAGUUGAGGGAACAACUUGCCCAAACAGGAGAGAAAGAUGACACUGUGAUUCAGGCUGCUGCCGCUGUUGUAGAAGAGGUUGUCACUGCACAGCAGUCAGACAUAACUAUGACCAAAGCAGAGCCUGUUGAGAGUCAGAAUGAAGACAAGGAAAGACAAGAUGAAGAGACAGCAGCUGAUCGGAUAGCUGCAGUGAAUGCACCAGAAACACUUUCACAACCUACUGAGGAAAAAGAAAAAGCACAAAUGACUGAGAGUGUUCAGGCUGUGUUAGAGGCUAAGAUAAGGGAGAUGGAGGCAGCUAUUAAUGCAGAGAGGGACCAGUGGAAGGAACUGGAGGCUGGACUGAAAGCUGAACUGGCCUCUCUUGAGCGAGACCUUCAGGAGAGUAAAGACAAGGAGAGUGACGUGGCCGCUCUGGAGAAGUGCGUCCAAGAGGGCAAAGAGAGAGAAAAGAGCCUGAUUGAAGAGGGUUCAAAGAGAGAGGCUCAGUUCAAAGAGCUGCUCAAAAGCCUUGAAACUGAGAAGGACAACCUGGAGGAGCGUCUGAUGAACCAGCUGGCUCAGCUAAACGGGAGCAUCGCCGGCUACCAGCAAGAGGCCUCAGACCACCGGGAGCACCUCGCUGAGCUGCAGCGGGAGAUGGAGAGGCUGGAGAGGGAGAGAGCGGAGCUGGAGGCUAAGGCUCAGAGCGAGAGCGACCGCGCUGCCAGGCUGGAAGAGGACAUGAGGCAAGCUCAGAGAGAAAGAGCUGAAGCCGAAGCAGAGUCUGGUAAGCAGAGGGAGCUGGAGCAGCAGCUGAGGUCUGCUCAGAGGGUCAGGGAAGGCAGUCAGAGCAGAGCGCGUCAGCUGGAGGAGCUGUUGAGGGAGAAGCAGCUGGAGGUCCGUCAGCUGCAGAAGGACUGCAUCAAGUACCAGGAGAGGAUCAGCGAGCUGGGUAGAGAAGCUAAGGCGCUGCAGCUCGGCCAUGAUGAGCUCCAAAACAAACUGGAGCAAUCCCAACUGGAGACUUCCAAAACCAUAGAUGACCUGAAGAGGACUGAAGCAGAGUUGGAUAGCUGUAAAUCUCAGCUGAAUGAAGCCGAGAAGCAGGCGAGUGAAGCUUUAGCUGCGAAAACAGCCCUUGAACAGAACGCCCAGCAGAAAGAGGCCUCGAUGAAAGCCGAGGCAGAGCAAACCCUCGACUCUGUGAGAUUCAGGCUUGGAGCUGAGCUAAAAGAGAUGGAGCUGAGACUUGAAGCGGUAGAAAGAGAAAGGGAAAAGGAAGAGGAAGCCACUCUGGAGGCCAGAGAGGUCGCAGAAGGAGCCGAGAGACGCGCCCAGGAGAUGCAAGCCCGUCUGGAUGAGUCUCUGGCCAGGUUAGCUGCCUUCUCGCGCUGCAUGUCCUCACUGCAAGACGACCGGGACAGAGUUUUGGACGAGGCCAAACAGUGGGAGACUCGCUUCAAGGAUGCCCUGCAGGGUAAGGAGGCUGAAGUGCGGGAGGCUGAAACAAAGACCAAGGAACUGGCAGAGCAGCUUCAGAAAGAAUCUGCCCUGAAAGAGGAGCUUCAGCUUUCAGUGGACAGACUGGAGAAAGCAGACAAAGACUGGCAGCUGAAACUGGCAGAGGAGGAAAAGAAAGUCGCAGAGAGCCAAGCUGCCCUGGAGGAGGAGAGGAGCAAGCUUCAGCAAACUACAACUGAGCUGCAGUCUGCACAAAAUGAAGUCCGUGCCUUGAAGACUGAGGUGGAGAGUCUCGUUCAGAGGGCCAGAGCUCUGGAGGAGGCUGUGGGUCGGCUGCAGGGUGAAGUCGACCAGGCCAGGACUGAGCUGAGGGAGAGGGAGGCAGAGGAGAGGCGGCUGUGUCUGAACGUGGAGCAGCUGGAGACAGACCUGAGGUCCUCUAAGGCCCUGACAGAGAGUCUGCAGACUGAGUUACAUGAGAAGGAAAGAAGAGAGGUGGAAAUGCUGGGGGAGAAGGAGCAAGCUGUUGCUCAGGCUGCAGAGGAGGCCAGAAAGGAGGCUGACAGCAGGGCACAGGAAGCUGAGGAGGAGCUGGAGCAGAGGAGAGGGGAAGUGCGGGAUCUGGAGGAGAAACUGCGAAAGGCAGAGGAGGAGAGCAACAACAGAAAAGCCAGACUGGACUCUUUCAUGAAGGCCAUGGGCUCGUUGCAGGAUGACAGAGACAGAGUCAUGAACAUGUACAAACAACUGGAGGAGAAACACCUUCAGGUGAUGAUGGAGAAGGACGGUCUGAUCCAGGAGGCAGCAGGGGAGAACAACAGCCUGAAAGAAGAGCUGCGCUCUCUGCUGGUCCAGAGAGACGACCUGUAUGCUGAGAAUUCCCAACUGUCUGCUCAGCUUCACGGCUACCGCGAUGAACUGAACCAAGUCCUGAGCAUGAAGGACUCCCAACACAAACAGGUCCUGGCAGCUCAGCGAGGGCGAAUCGCUUCACUGGAAAAGCAACGCGAGGAAUUGGAGCGUCAGUUACAGAGCGUUAUCAGCGCCAAAGAGACAGAAGUAGAGGCAGUCAGAGUGGAGAGGGAGACUCUUAGCCAGGCUGCUGACCUUAAGACAGCACCACAGGUGAUAGAUGCUCCUGGUGCAGAGGUGGAGAAGCUGAGGGAGCAGCUGCAAGCAGCGAGAGAACAGGUGGAGGCUUUGGAGGAGAGCUUACAGAAGGAGAGACAAGAGCACGAGAGCAAGAGCAAAGAGCUUGCCGAGCUGCAAUGGGAGGGAGGUGUGAUGCGGACAGAGUCAGAGAGCGCUCAGGAGAGGGUGGCAGAGCUGGCCAGAGACUUGCUGGCCGUCGAACAGAGUCUGCUGGAGGAGAAAGAGAUGACUACAAAGCUGAGAGCGGAGAACGAGUCGUUCUCAAAAGCCAUGGCCUCCCUCCAGGACAGCAGGGACCAGGCAGUGAACAAAGCCCAGGAAAUGAGCCUGAAGCUGGAAGAGAUGAGCAGGGCAGGUGGCCACGCAGCACACAGCAGCCCGGGAGGCUCCACUGGAGAAGUGUGGGGGCUGAAGAACGCACUACAAGCCCUGCAGAAUGACAGGGAGAGACUGCUGGAGCAGCUUCAAACACAGACGUCUGAGCUGAAGAAGCAGAAGUCGGAGCUGGCCCGACUGGGAGCAGGAGAGCUGAUUAAAGUCAGCCAGGAGCUGUUUGAGGAGAAGAAGAAGAAUGAAGACAUGCUGGGUGCUGUAAUGCAGCUGGAGAAUGUGGUGGAAAUGGGAAAGCAGGAAAUAGAAACUCUCAGACUGGAGCGUGUCGACUGGAUGGCUCAGGCAGAGCAGCUGAAGCAGCAGACCCUCGCCACGCUCUCAGAGAGGGACCAACAACUGCGGCAACUCUCCGCCAUGCUGGAGGAAGCCCGCACUCACAAGCCCAAACUUCAGCAGGAAGUCUAUCAAAGAGAGGGUACAGAGGAGGUGGACAGCGCUCCUGGAGCCCCACAGGAGCGAAGCAGCCUGGUAGACAGCAGCACCUACAUAGCUGAGGUCAAAGAGCUACAGAGAAGGCUGGAUGACGAGAUGCAGCAGAGGGUGUCUGCUGAGGAGCAGCUGCUGGCCGUGCAGGAUAGACUCAAACGUCACAGCCAGACAAAAUGGCACUCUGCACACGACGAGGAUCACUCAGAGACUGCUGUCCUUAUCGAGCCAGAAGGAGUUGUCACUCGAACUCGAAGGAGCAGCCCGGGUUUGAUGCGGAUGCUCCGAGUGGCCUUCUGCUCCCGCCAGCGCACCCCUCUGCUGUUCAGCCUCUAUCUGCUCACCGUGCACGUCCUGCUGCUGCUGUGUCUGGGCGGAUACCUCUGAAACCAGCUCCUUUAAAAAAAAAAGAAAACUCACAGAUAAGAGACAGAGAGAGGAGGGGAGAGAAAAUGGAAGUGUGACACAGACCUAACCCAAGCCAUCAAUAUGUUUUAUAUUGUGACAUGUAAUGAGUUAUAGAAGGGUGUGAGGGAAGUUCGACACACAAACAUUGCACUUUACAGGACUUAGUCUUUUAGCCAAAGUAUGUGGAGUUAAAUAGGAAACUGUUGUCAUUGGUUUUAACUUUGAGGGAAACCCAAGCAGAGCGGACAUAAAGGGACUAAUAUUUCUGUUUAAAAAUCAGUGGUUUUAGUGGGUAAAAAUGUAGAUUCCUAAUCAAGUGUGUUGGCAGAUGGUGUUCUUCACGUGCCUUUAGAUAUGAACAUAAAAGGGUCACUUUAAGUUAGAGCAGAAGUCGGACAUUUUGGGGACUAAGCUACAGGUUUUGUUAAAUAUGACGCCACAGUCAGUGGUGUCCAUCUUGUCAUGAUACACCUCUUCUAACAUACAGAUGGAACGCAAACAAGUGUCCAGAUGUACUUAGAGCAUGGAUUUAUUAUAAUACCUUGAUGUCCGAUGUCAAGAUGGCGCCUAUUGAUUCCAAUGGAACGGCUCGCCUGGUACGUAGAGACAAGUAUAGCUGCAGACACAUUACAUUUGUAGCGUACACGACAUUCCCCGUGCCCACCACGAAUAUUAAAUAAACCCAACAUUGGGACGGUUAUCUGAACCCUGCUACAACACAGAGUAGUGAAUAAGGCUCAGAUGAAAGUCUUACCUUUACCCUUACCCUAUCUUUUACAUUACUACUUCACAGCUAGGUAAUCACUAGCGUAGCAUUUUUGGCUUCUGCUUCCUGGGCCAAGGGGCGAAGGAGGUUGAUAGUGGAUUGACGUGUAAGUAUGGUGGGUGAGUCACAUAGCUGCUUCAGCUGCAGUUACACCUACCACCCACAAGUUCCCGCUUGGCUUGUGUACUUUACAUUGUGAUGACAUCACAGAUUUUUGAAUCCCUUUUCUCGGCUCCAGGAAAGUUUUACAACUAUGAAACCUCCAUGGGUCGAAAAGUUCUACAGCUAUACAGACGUCUCUUUUAUAAUGGUGGCCUAUGGGGGAAAUGCUUUUUGGGGGACAGAGGAUUUUUGUUGCUGGAAAACUGAGAGUGGCCACUUGGGAACAAUUGGCUGCAAGGCUGAGCGGCUUUCCUGGGGGCCCGACUACGAGCAACAACAUUCAGGGAGCGCAGUGGGCCCCAAGUGAGCCUCAGAAACAGCUUUCUAUUGCUCUGAAGAUAAAUUGGAGGCAAAAUAGAGCCAGAGCAAGCAGUUUUCCAACAAGCGACACCUUGCGGAGCCUUUUCGAGCCCAUGACCUGAUGUGAAUUAAUUUAGGGGUCCUUGACAUGAAAAAGACUGAGAACCACCGGGUUAGGACAUCUUCACCGGGAAACUAUGAAACAAUUUGAUGGUUGUUCGCUUACUGGUUUGCUUUGCGGCCAGUCAGGAACAGGUCUCGCUCGACUCGCAGCAUUUCUCUGACCUUAGGACACACUCAGCAGAACAAGUGAGCACUCCAUCACUAAACCCAGAAACCAAAAGGCAGAGGAAAAGACAGUGGAUGACUUCACAGAUUUUGUUUUAUUACACCAGAUCCCAGUGAAGAUGUCCUGACCUGCUUCAUGUGUCAGUGUCGCUUGUUUGAUGAACCACUCACCCUGGCUCUGUUUUGGCGAAGCUUCACGCACCUCCAACCUGCUUUUAAAACACCAAGCUGUCGCUUAGGUUCACUCAGGGCCCUGAAUGCAUUCUGUAUGUUAGGAGGAGGUGUAACUCUCACCUGGAAGCGAAAAGCCUUUUUCCCAAAAUGUGAUUUUUAUUUAAAGAUGGCUUGAGGUUCAGGAUGUGCUGUUAUAGUCCAGUCUCUUCCUCUUCUACUCAUUUCAUGCACAAAAACGGAGCACAGUGCAAUUUCUGUUCUUACACAUUCCUGUUGUGUUUUCAUUUCUCUCUUCUUUUCUUCUUCUAUAAAUCAGUGGGAGCAUUAUAUUGAUAUUUGUACAUAUAUGUACAUGUAUGAUGCACAUCAGCUGGAUGUGGGUUUUCCCCUCGUACAUAUCCAAAAAUAUUCCCUGUCCAUGCUUGUGUUGCACAGAUUUAGAUUUUACAGUGUGCUCUGUAGUUUUUAUGGCAGGUGAAGCUGCCGUUGAGGUGCAAUGUUACCACAGUGUGGACUCAUUCCAGAGGAGAAAGACUGCUGUGUUUUCUAAUGAUAUCCAUCCCAUCAUAAACUACUCGGAUGUAGCAUAAUUUAUUGCCCAUAACAGUUACUAUGGUCCACCUACGCGUAUAUCGACAUCAUUCUCUUCAUUAUUUAAUCGCUCUCUGUUGGUGAAAAGAUUCCUCUGUACUCGUCUUCUUUUAACGUUCAUGUCCUUCACGUCGUACACAAACUUUAUCUGUAAAUAACUGUUUUAAAAAAAGGGCUGUAUAGAAAACUAAAAUGUAAUAAAAUUGUUGGUGGUUUAGAUCAGGGACAGAUCCUGUCAAACAUGUUCAUUUGUGUCUGUCGAACAAAAACAGACAUCGGGACUUUUGUUCUUUUUAUUUUGGGCUCAGUUACUUUUCAGUUCAAUGAUUUUAAACACGUUGGGUUUUUUUUCCUUUUAUUUGUGAAGUCAUUAAGAAUAAAUGGGUCGUCAUUAAUCAGUGAUUUUGAGUGAGUUUCAGCAAACGUUUAUACGUGUGGGUCAUGAUAAACUGUGACGUUUUAAAAUGCUCACAGUUAAGUGCUGGUCUUAUAAACACUACAGUGCUUCUCAAUGUGGGAGAAAGCAUCAUGUAAACACACUGUGCUGACACUUAAAGGUCUGGUGUAAGGGAUUUAGCGGCAUCUAGUGGCUCAAGUUGUGGACUGCAACCAACUGAAACUUACACCAUGUGUCAACCAUGUAGAAGAACUACGACGGCUGAUGCAAUAAUGGAAAUGGCCCUAUUUAGAGUCAGUGUUUGGUUUGUCUGAUUAUUACACACUUAAGAAAACAUACUUAUAUUUCUGCCAAUAUACCCCCUAAAUCCUGAACACUGGACCUUUAACUCACCAUCACUUUUUGCAGCAGUGCUCAAAGCACAUAAUAAAGACUAAACAUUCAUAUCAUA
Messenger RNA from Epinephelus lanceolatus (giant grouper), 13903 nucleotides. It is a transcript of the gene golgb1, whose product is annotated as golgin B1. Gene Ontology annotation, cellular component: cis-Golgi network; Golgi apparatus; endoplasmic reticulum-Golgi intermediate compartment. NCBI's taxonomy places the organism in Eukaryota, Metazoa, Chordata, Actinopteri, Perciformes, Serranidae. The record is from RefSeq and is a predicted model, not a curated record.